AUGUUCAAGAAUGAAAAAUUGAGGAAGGAGGUUUAUUCGCCACUGCUUUCGCUACUUAGCUGCAUCAGAUUGCUAUCAGAAAAUGGGAAAAACAUAGGUGUUCACCACGCGUUAGUUCAAAGACUACACUCGUUUUCAUAUGACGAAAUAGAGUUUUUCAUUCCCCAGUUUAUCCAGCUUCUUGUCCUGUUUGAAACUGACUCAAUGGCCUUAGAAGAUUUCUUAUUGAGAUAUUGUGAAAACUACCAUCAUUUCAGUUUGAUUGUCUUUUGGUGUCUACAGGCUUUUUUAUUCGAACUUCGAAAUGAGCCGGCUUCGUAUGCAUUCCAAACAGUGCGCAACUUCAUCAAUAAAUUACAAAGUAUCCUUUUUAAUGUGGGCAACAGUGUAUCAAGAAAAAGGGAAUUUAGGGAAAACCUAGAUCCUGCAUUAGUGCUCAGUGGAGCUUUGCUAUCAUCAUUCGCGUUGCCACUCGCUCAUGAUUACGUUACCCCAAUAAUAAAGUCACAAGCAAAACAACCAAAGUCUUUUGUAUUCAACGUAGCUAAUUUUCAAAAAAACUUAACUAAAAAUCUCACAUUAAAGAACCAGAAGAUAUCAGACGAUCGAAAAUUUGAUGUCCCUGUGGAAGAGAAGCAAGCUUAUGAGACAGGGGGUAAGAUAAUUGAUUCUUCCAGAUUUGGUAGAAAAGUUCCUCUGUAUUUUCUGCUGGAUGAUUCAGAAACAAACACGACUGAUGAUGAAGACACGAAAUUAACUUUCAAACAUGGCUAUUCCAAAGAAGCCGCGUUUUCCAAUGUUGGACAUACCUUGAAAAUCAAUACUACCAUCAAACGUAAAAAGAGUUUUGGGAAAGAUUUUAGCUCUUUGAGAAACGAGAUGAAUAGAAGCGCACAGUCCUUGCCUGAUCUUACAAGGUCACACUCUAGACCUGAUCUUUUAUCAACAGAGUCAGAAAUGGCUCUUCAUUCCAGCAGGUACUCAACCGAUGCAGGUACGAAAAGAAUCAAUUCCCCGAGUGCUUCCUCAAAGACCAAACUGUAUCUGGAACUUGUCAAAAUACUCAGGGUCAAUUAUUCCAAAAAGGAAACCGAGUUUAUUAUGUCGCUUCAAGAUAUUUCUAUGAGGUUAUCGCUGGUCCCCAAAGCUGCAAGAUUGUCAGCGCUAAGGGCAGAACUAGCGAUCAUCAAUGAUACACUUUUGCCAUCCGAGAUUGAUAUUCCUCAAUUAUUACCGGUUACCAGUAACAAGAACAAGAAGUUCCAUAAGAUUUUAAAAUUGAGUAUCAAUGAAGCUUGCGUGCUUAACUCAGCGGAAAGAGUUCCUUACUUGUUGUUAAUCGAGUAUUUAAGCGACGAGUUGGAUUUCAAUCCCUUUACUGAGUACAACCAAAAAUUGAUCAACGGAAAGCUUCAAGAGACCGAAUCCAAGCGCAGUUAUGAAUCCAACAACAACGAUACAGAGUCACUCGUAUCGGAUGUGAGAAGCAUUUCGGCGCGAGAUGGAUUGAAUGGCAUUGCAAAUAUUGAAACAGACUUGGGGGAACUAUCCAUAUUAGGAUCGCGUAGAGAAAGUCGUGAAUGGGUUAACUCAAAGUUGGGAUCCAUGUCUCCGAGGUUAUCACAGGAUGAACCGAGAAGCCCUUUACUUGGAACGUCUGGCACAUCAAACCUUCCUGAAUCGCUGGUUCUUGCCGAUCAAAUGCGAAUUGCAUCGGUGAUGCUUCAACAGUUGGAGAGCUCGGGACAAGCCAAUACGCAACAGUUUCUCGCCAUAAAAAACCGGAUUAUUGACUCAAUGAUUUCGUUGCAAGAUCAAUUUGAAAGUAUCGAUUACGAGACGAUGAAAGAGUUAAAGACGGAUGAGCAAGAUGCUGGUCAGCGAAAGCUUGAGAAUGAUUUUAAAAUCAGCGAGGAUUGGGCUUCCAAGAAACAAAGAAUACGCAAGGCGAGUGCAUAUGGCCAUCUUAGUAACUGGGAUUUGUGCUCUGUGAUCGUGAAGAAUGGUGAUGAUUUGCCGCAGGAGGCUUUUGCGUGUCAGUUGAUUACUAUGAUAUCUAACAUAUGGAAGAAACAUGGGAUACUGUUUUGGACAAAGAGAAUGAAGAUCCUCAUUACCAGUGCUAACGCUGGGUUAGUUGAAACUAUUACCAAUGCCAUGUCGAUCCAUUCUAUCAAGAAAUCUUUCACCGAGUUAUCGAUUGCAAGCGGCUCUAACACGAGAGGAAGAAUAUUCACGUUGAAAGACUACUUUGAGAGGCUUUACGGAAAUGAAAGUUCUCGGAAAUAUAGGCAAGCGCAGGAAAAUUUCGCCAGGAGUUUGGCCUCAUAUUCGAUAAUUUGCUAUGUAUUACAAAUUAAAGAUCGCCACAAUGGAAAUAUCAUGCUUGAUCACGAAGGUCAUAUUAUUCAUAUCGAUUUUGGGUUCUUAUUAGGCAAUUCUCCAGGAUCGAAUAUCGGGUUUGAAGCAGCCCCAUUCAAGUUGACAACGGAGUAUGUUGAUAUAUUGGGAGGCACGGAAUCGGAGUUUUAUAAACUUUUUGUCGAAGUUUGUCAAGAUUGUUUUAAAGUCUUGAGGAAAGAGUCGGACCAAAUAGUAAGUAUAGUCGAACUCAUGCAAAAGGAUUCGAGCCUUCCGUGCUUCAACAACGGGGAAAACACUAGUGUGAUGUUGGAACUGAGGCUACAAUUGCUGUUGCCUGAUGAGUCGAUUAAUCAGUUUGUUGAGACAUCAUUGGUGGGUAAGAGUUUAAACAGCAUGUACACCAGGUUGUACGACCAAUUCCAGAUGGUAACACAAGGCAUAUACAACUAG
Messenger RNA from Lodderomyces parapsilosis, 2814 nucleotides. It is a transcript of the gene PIKA, whose product is annotated as 1-phosphatidylinositol 4-kinase. The coding region runs from base 1 to 2814 and encodes 937 amino acids. The transcript has a single exon. Gene Ontology annotation, cellular component: membrane; cytoplasm. The record is from RefSeq and is a predicted model, not a curated record. Gene Ontology annotation, biological process: phosphatidylinositol-mediated signaling; phosphatidylinositol phosphate biosynthetic process. Gene Ontology annotation, molecular function: 1-phosphatidylinositol 4-kinase activity. NCBI's taxonomy places the organism in Eukaryota, Fungi, Ascomycota, Pichiomycetes, Serinales, Debaryomycetaceae.